AUGAGCACGUCGUCCUUCCGAAGCUCGACCGUAAAUCCGGACGAGAUAGCCCUAUUCUCCAAGCUUUCGUCUCAGUGGUGGGACGAACAGGGCGAAUGCAAGAUGCUCCAUCGCAUGAACCCCGUCCGCGUACAAUUUAUCCGGGAGAAAAUGCUCGAGAUGCAGCGGGAAGACACAGACACGGACGCUCAACUAGACCACCCAAAAGCCCUCGCUGGCCUCAAGAUCCUGGAUGUUGGCUGUGGUGGAGGUCUCCUCUGCGAGAGCCUCACGCGCCUCGGCGGGCUUACACUCGGCAUCGACGCAUCCGCCUCCAACGUUGCCAUCGCGUCCCUGCACGCUGCCGCUGACCCCGGGCUCCGCCUCAUCCCCGGUCCGUUCGUCCCUACCACUACCCCAGCACGUACGAGCAACCUCACAUACGAGCACACGUCCGCGGAGGAGCUCCUCGCGCGCGGCGGACCCGCGCAGUUCGACGUCGUGUGCUCUAUGGAGGUGCUUGAGCACGUCGACAACCCGCGCACCUUCCUCAGCACCUGUGCGCAGCUCGUCAAGCCCGGUGGACACCUCUUCCUCUCCACGAUCUCGCGCACGCCGCUCGCGUACGCACUGACGAUCCUCGCGGCCGAGCACGUCCUCCGGCUCGUCACGCCUGGCACGCACACGUACGCCAAGUAUGUGCGCCCGGACGAGCUGCUCGGUUUUUUCCAGGGAUUCUGUUGUCCCAGCCCCGGCGUGCUCGGCGACGGGGGCGCAGGGCGGCCAUGGAUCUCACGUCUGUACAACGGCGCGCCGGCGCGCACGGAGGCGGAGACGCGCGGGAUAGUGUACGUGCCGUGGACGGGCGCAUGGGCACUCGUACCGCGCGGCUCGCCGGGCGCGCGGUGGGGCGAGGGAUGUAACUACCUGCUCUGGGUACGGCGGCCCCUGGAAUAG
Messenger RNA from Postia placenta MAD-698-R-SB12, 936 nucleotides. RefSeq lists its product as hypothetical. Gene Ontology annotation, molecular function: 2-methoxy-6-polyprenyl-1,4-benzoquinol methyltransferase activity. The record is from RefSeq and is a predicted model, not a curated record. The coding region runs from base 1 to 936 and encodes 311 amino acids. The transcript has 5 exons. NCBI's taxonomy places the organism in Eukaryota, Fungi, Basidiomycota, Agaricomycetes, Polyporales, Adustoporiaceae. Gene Ontology annotation, biological process: ubiquinone biosynthetic process.